CUAAUUGGUGAAUUGGUGACCAUAUUUCCAUGAUCGCGUACCCUUCCUAUUGCUUUAUUUUUCGCAGCGCUCCACUGUGAUUCCUUGAUCUUACUCCUGCACCAAAAACACCUUGACCUGGUAACCAAAAUCGCCAUUUUUAUACUUCACUGCUCAUAUUUUUACUCUCCCACGAUGAAAUUCUGCAUCAACUUCCAUCAUCAGCUGAGAUGAGCUUCUGGAAAGGAUUAACCGAUUCACUGAACUCGAUUUUCUCCAAUUCGGACCUGCUAUAUGAACAAAACAGUAACGGAAACCCUAAUUCUUUAAUUAAUCGGAACGAGAAAACAAUGGAAGUAGGUGUAGAUGGGGCUAAGGUUUCGAAUGAGAGAAUUGCUGGUAAAUUGAAAGGCUACUUUGAUUUGGCAAAAGAAGAGAUAGAUAAGGCUGUUAGAGCUGAGGAGUGGGGUUUGAUCGAUGAUGCAAUUUAUCACUACAGAAAUGCUGAGCGUAUAUUGGCUGAAGGUGCUUCAACCCGUCCUCCGUCGUUUAUCUCGUCGAGUGAACAACAAAAAGUGAAUUCCUACCAUCAGAAGAUAUCAAAGUGGCAGGGCCAAGUCUCUGAGAGAUUACGGGUCUUAAGUGCAAGAUCAGGUGGACAAACCACGAAUAAGAUUGCUUCUGUACGUUCACAAGGAGCUAAAGUCUUGUCAAAACCAUCAAACUUUAUGAAAGAUACUCAGCAGAGACCCUCAGUUGUUACUAGAAGCAGUUCACUUGCUAGAGAUAAUCGGACAGAUAAAAGUGGAGCGUCUAGAUCAAACCAAGAUACUGGUGGUCCUGAUGCCAAACUAGUGGAGAUGAUAAACACUGUAAUCGUGGAUAGAAGUCCUUCUAUUAAAUGGGAAGAUGUAGCUGGUCUUGAUAAGGCAAAGCAAACUCUUUUUGAAAUGGUUCUUCUACCUACCAAAAGGAGGGACUUGUUUACUGGUCUUAGGAGGCCCCCUCGAGGUCUGCUUCUUUUCGGUCCUCCAGGCAAUGGGAAAACAAUGCUUGCUAAAGCAGUUGCUUCAGAGUGCAAUGCAACAUUUUUUAAUGUGUCUGCAUCUACCCUUACAUCCAAGUGGGUUGGUGAAGGUGAAAAGCUUGUCCGGACCCUCUUUAUGGUUGCUAUCUCAAGGCAGCCUUCCGUAAUUUUUAUGGAUGAGAUUGACAGCAUCAUGUCUACAAGGGAGGCUAACGAGCAUGAUGCUAGUCGAAGGUUGAAAUCAGAGUUCCUUGUUCAAUUUGAUGGUGUCACCUCUAAUCCUGAUGAUCUAGUGAUAGUAAUUGGUGCAACUAAUAAACCACAGGAAUUGGAUGAUGCAGUUUUGAGAAGAUUGGUCAAGAGAAUAUACAUUCCUUUACCUGAUGAAAAUGUCAGGCGGCUUAUUCUUAAACAAAAAUUGAAGGGUCAAGCAUUUUCCUUGCCUGGUCAAGAUUUGGAAAGGCUUGUGAGAGAAACAGAGGGAUACUCUGGAAGUGACAUGCAAGCCUUGUGUGAAGAAGCUGCCAUGAUGCCUAUUAGAGAACUCGGUCCAAAUAUACUCACGGUCAAGGCUAAUCAGGUCAGACCUUUAAGAUAUGGAGACUUUCAGAACGCGAUGAAUGUGAUUAGACCGAGCUUGUCAAAGAGCCGAUGGGAGGAACUUGAAAGGUGGAAUAAAGAGUUUGGAUCCAACUAACUAUACCAUCUAUCUACACUGGUUAAAUUGUAUUAUUUCCUUCUUUCCGGUGAUUAUUUAUGUACAGCUUGUAAAUGAAUAUAAGGUUACUGAUUAUAUUAUAUACUAAAGUUGCAGCUUGUGCA
Molecule: messenger RNA, 1828 nt
Organism: Beta vulgaris subsp. vulgaris (sugar beet)
Lineage: Eukaryota; Viridiplantae; Streptophyta; Magnoliopsida; Caryophyllales; Amaranthaceae
Exons: 14
Coding region: 210-1703 (497 amino acids)
Cellular component (GO): microtubule cytoskeleton
Molecular function (GO): ATP binding; ATP hydrolysis activity
Source: RefSeq, a predicted model, not a curated record